This is a messenger RNA of Trichosurus vulpecula (common brushtail), 759 nucleotides long. RefSeq names its product folate receptor alpha-like. Gene Ontology annotation, cellular component: external side of plasma membrane. The transcript has 4 exons. Lineage: Eukaryota; Metazoa; Chordata; Mammalia; Diprotodontia; Phalangeridae. The coding region runs from base 1 to 759 and encodes 252 amino acids. Gene Ontology annotation, biological process: cell adhesion; fusion of sperm to egg plasma membrane involved in single fertilization; sperm-egg recognition. The record is from RefSeq and is a predicted model, not a curated record. Gene Ontology annotation, molecular function: signaling receptor activity.
AUGACUCAACCAGGAUGGGGGUUGCUGUUCCUAGGCCUCUUGGCCAUGGCUCAUGGACUUCGGAAGGGUAAUGAUCUGCUCAAUGUCUGCAUGGAUGCUAAACACCACAAGUCAGAGCCUGGUCCAGAAGAUGACCUUCAUCACCAGUGCAGCCCAUGGAAGAAAAAGGCCUGCUGUACCGCAAACACAAGCAUUGAAGCCCACAAAGAUACCUCCUACCUGUACCACUUCAACUAUGACCACUGUGGAAAGAUGACCCCAGCCUGCAAACGCCACUUUAUCCAGGAUACUUGUCUCUAUGAAUGUUCCCCUAACCUAGGACCCUGGAUCCAGCCGGUGUCCUCAAGCUGGAGGAGGGAACGGAUCCUGAAUGUUCCCCUGUGCAAGGAGGACUGCAACCAGUGGUGGGAGGAUUGCCGAACCUCAUAUACCUGCAAAGAGAACUGGCACAAAGGCUGGAACUGGACUUCAGGGAUUAACCAGUGUCCAGUUAAGGCUGCCUGCCAUCCUUUCACAUUUUAUUUCCCAACACCAGCCUCCCUAUGUGAGAACAUUUGGAGUCACUCUUAUAACGUAAGCUCUUUUGGCCGAGGCAGUGGCAAAUGUAUCCACAUGUGGUUUGACCCAGCCCAGGGAAACCCGAAUGAAGCUGUGGCUAAAUAUUAUGCCUUUGCCUUUGCCUCUGCCCCAGGCAUCUUCAGUUGGGGGGCCAGUUUCCCCUUCUUGACUUUGACACUCCUGUUGCUUCUCUGGGGUUAA